AUUCAAUAAUAACUAAAUUUAUUAAAAAUUAAAUUUAUGUGAAACCUUAUUAAUUAUUUAAUUAAUUAUUUUAAUGACAAACAAUAAUAAUUGGCUAAUAGUUAUAGGAUUUCAAUGUCUAUUAGUACUGUGCGCUAAUCAAUCGGGACAAUGGCCCACUAGAGGAGGUGCCCAGUGUGGACAGUUUCCCGAAAUAGACCUGGGUACUGUCGACCUGAGCCAUAAUCCCCAAUGUCAACUGAGUAUGGAACCGUACAUAACCCGUUGUACCAAUUUGUACAGGUACGGGGUACAACAGGCCAUGGAAAGGUACGAUUUUAAUGUGUCGGCCGAACCGGUCAAACGGGCCACUUGUUGUGGGGUAUUGCGGGCCCAACAUUGUUUUGCCAGGGCUGCCCGAUCGCGUCAACCCGAGUGUGGCAUCAGGGAGGCCCGGGCAUUUGAAAAGUUGCCCAUCGAUGCCGAUGCUGUUGCCAUAAUGAACAGACAGUGCGAUGGUUACUAUCUGUCCUCAAAAGUUUGUUCAUCCAGUGCUGAUAGCUAUGGUAGUAGUGGUAGUAGUGGUAGUAUAGCUCAUACGACAUCACGACAUCAGCCAAUAAACAUAAAGUCUUUACUAUUAAUAUUAUUUUCAUUAUUAUUAUUAUUACUAAUAUUAUGAUAAAACUAACUGUAUUUAUAUAUACCGUAUAUAUAUCCAAUCCAAC
This is a messenger RNA of Oppia nitens, 707 nucleotides long. RefSeq lists its product as uncharacterized. Bases 74 to 661 code for a protein of 195 amino acids. The transcript has a single exon. The record is from RefSeq and is a predicted model, not a curated record. NCBI's taxonomy places the organism in Eukaryota, Metazoa, Arthropoda, Arachnida, Sarcoptiformes, Oppiidae.